Gamsiella multidivaricata is the source of this 1180-nucleotide messenger RNA. Its product is annotated as small-subunit processome. NCBI's taxonomy places the organism in Eukaryota, Fungi, Mortierellomycota, Mortierellomycetes, Mortierellales, Mortierellaceae. Gene Ontology annotation, cellular component: nucleolus; small-subunit processome. The record is from RefSeq and is a predicted model, not a curated record. Gene Ontology annotation, biological process: rRNA processing. The transcript has 2 exons. The coding region runs from base 84 to 899 and encodes 271 amino acids.
UUUUUUUUUCUUGAACUUCGCAUCGUCCAUCGUUCUCCACUCUUUUCAGGACCCAUCAAACAACGCAACAUACCUUCACCGCCAUGUCUUCUCUUCGCAAUGCCGUCCAGCGGCGCAACCACAAAGAGCGUGCACAACCUUUGGCUCGUCAGAAAUACGGUCUCCUCGAGAAGAAAAAAGACUAUGUCGCUCGUGCACGGGACUAUCACUCUAAACAGGACCGUCUCAAGGCGAUGCGGGAGAAGGCUGCGUUCCGCAACCCGGACGAAUUCUACUUCAAGAUGAUCAGCACCCGGACCAAGGAUGGUGUCCAUCUCGUGGAGCGUAACGAGAAGUUCUCGAGCGAUUUUCUGAAGCUUCUCAACACCCAGGAUAUGAACUAUGUGACCCAGCAGCGGGAUAUCGGACGCAAGAGGAUCGAACGCAUGCAGCAAGGACUUGUGCUUCUGGACGAUGAGGUCCGUGAGGAUCAGGAGGACGAGGACGAAGAUAUGGACAGGAUCGGGGGGAGCAGCAGUUUCAAGACGAUACAGAAGCCGAAGAACCAUGUUGUCUUCGUUGACAAUGAGGAAGAAGUCAAGACGUUUGAUCCUGCAAAGCACUUUGAUACCGCACCGGAGCUCGUGUACAGAAAGUUCAACAGACCUAGGACAGAGCAGCUGAAGAAAGAUCUGACGGUCUCACACCUCGAAAAGGCCGACAUCAAAGCUGCAGCCAAGGAACGCGAGCGUGCAUUGACCGAGCUGGCCUCGAGAAUGGAACGAGAGGAGACAAUGGCGAAACUGGAGCAGGAAAUGGCAUUGAGAAAGAAUUUGAUGCUCAAGGGUCGGAAGAGGAAGGUUGGCGUCGAUAAGGAUGGUCUGGCCAAGUACAAGUGGAAGGCGGACCGCAAGAAGUAGAAAGCAGCAGAAUCAAGAGGUGGUCUCAUUCUGGUUGGAUACACGCAAUAAACUGUACAAUAGCUUCACAAUAGACAUUGGAUCUAUUUUAAAAAAAGCGCCCAGCUAUGAGCUUUUUGUGCAAAACCUAUUGCUAUGAUGCUUAGAUCUUGAGACCGUAGCGCUUGGCAGUGAAAAGAUCGAGUACUUGUUCCCGUGUGAAGAACUCUGUGAUCUCCUUUUCGAACUCGGCGGGUCGCUCGAACGCAGCAAAGUGUCCCCCCUUCGGGAAUUCGUGCCAC